Phycomyces blakesleeanus NRRL 1555(-) is the source of this 1930-nucleotide messenger RNA. RefSeq lists its product as hypothetical. Gene Ontology annotation, molecular function: actin filament binding. Gene Ontology annotation, cellular component: cortical actin cytoskeleton. The transcript has 9 exons. NCBI's taxonomy places the organism in Eukaryota, Fungi, Mucoromycota, Mucoromycetes, Mucorales, Phycomycetaceae. The record is from RefSeq and is a predicted model, not a curated record. Gene Ontology annotation, biological process: actin filament depolymerization; positive regulation of actin filament depolymerization. Bases 29 to 1861 code for a protein of 610 amino acids.
CUCUUCUUCAUCUUACUGACACAUCAGAAUGGCUUACAUCAAGAAAUAUACCUUUGCACCCCUCCCUCAGACUAAUCGCGGCGAGGCGAUCAAACUCGGAAGCGAUCCAAAAGGAAAAACCUUUUUGUAUACUAAUGGCAAGUCGGUGUUCAUCAGAGACAUUGAGAACCCUACUCUCGCAACUGAAUAUGUCGGACAUUCCGCUCAAACUACUGUGGCUCGUUAUAGCCCCAGCGGAUACUAUAUUGCAUCUGGAGAUAUUAAUGGAAAUGUCCGUAUCUGGGACACUGUAAAUGAGGACCACCUUUUGAAGAACGAAAUAAAGCCCAUAUCUGGCAAGAUUAGUGACAUUGCCUGGGAUUCUGAAAGCAAGCGUCUCAUUGCUGUCGGUGAAGGAAAGGAAAGAUUUGGACACGCAUUUUCAUUUGACACCCUUUCUUCUACUGGUGAAAUUACUGGGCACUCCAAGGUGAUCAACAGCGUCAGCAUCCGCCAGCAACGCCCCUUCCGUGCAGUCACUGCAUCGGAUGAUUUGACUGUAACAUUCUAUACCGGUGUACCAUUCAAAUAUUCCAAGUCAAUCAAGGCACACACUCGCUUUGUACAUGCUGUUCAGUUCUCGCCAGAUGGCUCUCAUUUUGUCAGUGCUGGAGCCGACGGCAAGAUCUUUUUGUAUGAAGGUCAAAAUGGAGAUCUUGUCCAUGAGUUCACAGAAGAGAAUAGCCACACAGGUGGUAUUUUCUCUGUUUCGUGGUCUCCUGAUAGCAAACAGCUUAUUUCUUCUUCUGCUGACUCAACUGUGAAGCUAUGGGAUAUUUCAAGCAACAAGGUGGUCAGCACUUUUGAUAUCAACACUGCCUCUAAUGCAGUCGACAACCAGCAAGUGGGUAACUUGUGGCAAAAUGAUUGGCUCUUGAGUACCUCGCUUUCUGGAGAGAUCAAUUAUCUAGACAAAAGCAGUGGCAAGAUUUCUCGUACUGUGGAUGGUCACAGCAAGGCAAUUACCGCCUUGAGUGUUUCCAAGGACGAUACACUAUUCACUGGAUCUUAUGAUGGUCGUGUUUAUUCAUGGGAUUAUGGAACAGAAGGUGGAUCUACUUUGGCUGCACCUUUCUUGGGCCAAGGUCAUGCCAAUCAGGUAACAGCUCUGGUUGUCAAGGACACCACCUUACUCUCUGUUGGUAUGGACGAUAUUAUCAGAGCAGGAAGCACCGAAAGUAAAUCAUUCAGUGACAAGGCAAUUUCCACUGGUGCCCUUCCUGGAUCUAUUGCUGUCUCUAAUGACAAGACCACUGUUGUUACUACUUCCGAAAACAUCCAAAUCUAUGACGGUGACCUAAAGAAGAUUAACCAAAAGGAUGAUCUUGGAUAUUCCCCUACUGCUGCAGCCAUCGAUGCCAGUGGCAAGUAUCUCAUCGUUGGUGGCAAGGAUAACAAAGCUCGUGUAUAUGAGUUGAGUGAUUUGAGCUUGAAUAAGGAACUUUCCAACAAUCUUGGUAAUAUCAGCGCUUUAGCUGCUCAUCCCACAUUGCCCUUGGUAGCUGUGGGUGAUAGCGUGGGUAAGAUCUUUUUGUAUGACCUUGAAACUGGAAAGCCUGUUGUUCAGAGUUGGGUAUUCCACACUGCCCGCAUUACUUCUCUCGACUGGUCUUCCUGUGGAUUGUUCUUGGUGAGCGGCGGUUUGGAUACCCAUGUCUAUAUAUGGAACCGUGAGAAGCCUUUUAAGAAGGUCGCUAUCAAGAACGCACAUGUUGAUGCCGUUAAUAGCGUCCGUUUCCUGCACAAUUCUGAGGGACUUGGUGUUGCAAGUGUUGGACAAGACGCAGCACUCCGUCUCUGGCAGGUUACAAAGCCUGAGUAAUAUAUAUAUAUUUACAAAUAAAGCAAAUGCAAAAGGAGAGAAUUAAGCUCUGCAGGUAUAAGUUUUUUU